Messenger RNA from Dendronephthya gigantea, 1047 nucleotides. Its product is annotated as inactive hydroxysteroid dehydrogenase-like protein 1. The transcript has 11 exons. Gene Ontology annotation, cellular component: endoplasmic reticulum. Bases 28 to 948 code for a protein of 306 amino acids. The record is from RefSeq and is a predicted model, not a curated record. Gene Ontology annotation, molecular function: oxidoreductase activity. NCBI's taxonomy places the organism in Eukaryota, Metazoa, Cnidaria, Anthozoa, Malacalcyonacea, Nephtheidae.
UUUCAUUGAUUCAUUCCGAAAAUCGAAAUGUCUUUAGUCUCCAACUUCACAUGUCUUGUCGGGACACUCUAUAUAUUUUAUUUGUUGUCGAAAUUUCUAAUGUGGGUUUUUGAGGUGCUCAAGACAACAUUUUUUGGAGGACACUUUGAUAUCACACGUUUUGGUGAAUGGGCAGUGGUUACUGGUUGUACAGACGGCAUUGGAAAGUCAUAUGCCAAACAGUUGGCUGCCAAAGGUCUGAAUAUCAUAUUGAUGAGCCGAAGUAAGGAAAAACUUACCAGUGUUGCUGCUGAACUUGAAAAUGAUUACAAAGUGAAAACAAUGAUAAUUCAAGUCGACUUCUCCGGGGGUCAUGAGAUAUAUGAGCCAAUUGCAGAAAAACUGGAGGGCUUUGAAAUAGGUGUUAUAGUAAACAAUGUUGGUGUCGCUGUUCCUUCUAUUAGUUACCUCCACGAAUUUUCAAAUGAAGUUUUGUGGAAACAGAUCAAUGUGAAUGUAAUGUCUGCUGUCAUGAUAACAAGAUUACUUAUUCCUGCAAUGGUUGAAAGGAAAAAAGGAGUAAUUAUAAACAUAUCCUCCUGUGUCGCAGUUCGACCAUUCCCUCUUCGUGCAGCAUACUCUGGCACAAAGGCUUUUCUGGACAAAUUUUCUAAAAGUCUUCAAAUAGAAUAUGGUGACAAAGGUAUCGUUAUCCAGAGUGUAUUGCCAUUCUAUGUCGCCACUAACAUGACUGGUAUGAAACCAGGACUAUUUUCCCCAGCUCCAGACGACUACGUACGUGCUGUGCUGAAAAAGGUCGGAAUUUCUUCAAGAUGUUUUGGUUAUUGGCCUCACGAGUUACAGGCGGUUGUAAUGAAUUGGCCGAUUUCUAACUGGUUAAUUCAUAAAUUUAUAAUGAAAUUUUUAUUGAAACGUGUACGACUGGAAGAUGCAAAGAAGAAGUCCUAGCUUAUAAUAUGUAUACGUAGUUUUGUUUCAUUAAUUAAAACGAAAUUCCUCCUUGUUGUAGCCAGGGACCCGGGUUGUAUCAAGCCCGUUUAGCUUAAA